Exophiala spinifera is the source of this 408-nucleotide messenger RNA. RefSeq lists its product as uncharacterized. Bases 1 to 408 code for a protein of 135 amino acids. Lineage: Eukaryota; Fungi; Ascomycota; Eurotiomycetes; Chaetothyriales; Herpotrichiellaceae. The transcript has a single exon. The record is from RefSeq and is a predicted model, not a curated record.
AUGAGUCUGCCACCCUCGAAACGAUCUCGGUCCUCAGAUUCGUUAAGUCGCCGACUUUCACAAUCUGGUGACGGCACGGAAUCCACGGUUUCAGCAGACAAGAAAUACUCGGCCUACAAAGACGUGAACUACUCGGUGGUUUUGGAGACUAAAGGUAGUUUUAUGCGGCUAUCUGAUGCUGGCCUCGUGAAGGAAGACCAGAUAUUGUGCGAGAAGCGCCUCUACACGCAUCAACCGCGUCCCGAUCAUUCGUUAUUUGAUAACCGGUUCGACAAAUUCCAGACUCUGAUUCGAGGCCGAUCCGAAACUCGAGUCUUCCUCGACCUGCAUCCUCUCCUUAUCCUAUCGGUUGAAAACCUGUACAUCAGUGGGCGAGAAGAAUUUCACGGCCUGAUUGAAGGUCAAUGA